CAAUUAAUGGCCGACCCCAGUGGCCUAUAUCUUUACCUAUAUUCACGGAUGAUGCCGACUAAAAAUUCUUAAAAAACAAUUGAAUACAGCAAUUUGCAGCCAUGUAGUUUCUGGCAAAUUCAGGUUUUUAAAAACAACUAUGUCGUGAUAUACAAGUUACUUGAUGGAAGUAGACAGCAGAUCAGGGUUUGUUAUUGGAUUGAGCAAUGGAAGGAAAGCAUGCAGCUGGGGCCAGCAAUCAGGCAUCCCCUAUUGCUGUGGGACUUAAUGGAUCUGUUUACCUGUCUAAUUUGAUGUCAUCAGUGUCUGAUAAUCACAACAGUGGUUUGAAUUUAAUUGAUCUUCCAUUAUCUUUUUCUGCUUAUAAUGGAUGCACUCCCAAUAUAACUUUUGCAGCCUCUGACGAUCUACUAGUUUCUCUGAACAGCUUGACAGAUGCAAAUAUUUAUAAAAUGUCUGAUAAUAGCUACAUAAACUCAUCAGAGUUAAUGUCUAAGAGAGAUGCUAAGUCCCCCCUUAGUAUCAUGGUAGGAGCUGACGGUAUCCAUAUCCAAGGUCAGAGUAGCCCAGUGAUAACCACACAGUCGAGUAUGCAUUCAGGUCUACACUUUCAUUCAGUUGUUAGUGGCGGGGAUAAGAUGCUCAGUGCUGUCAACAGUCUGAACUUUAAUGACCCGGAAAUGCUUGGGGACUCUGCUUUUGACUCCACCUCCUCCAGUGGUCUGCCACAGUUUGAAGAUGGAUUGCUGUCCAGUUUGGGGUCCACUGGGCAAGGGAUGAGGCUGGGCGAUGGACCAGGGGGGACAUCGUUUGACCUGUUUGAUGGGGGUGUAACAGACAGUUUAUCUUUGUCACCACAGCCAUUUCCUGAGACUAGUUUAAUAUCUGACAGCGCUUCAUCGGUACUGGAUUCAGGUCUGAUGCAGCAUUCAGGUGACAUGGAUGAAGGUGGGAAAUCACCAGGAAGGAAGAAUUCAACUGGCUCACUUAGUGACCAGUCUAAGUUUGGAUCAUCGCAAUGCUCUGCUUGUGGCAAAACUUUCAGCAACAUCGGGGCCCUUGCCAAGCAUAAACUAACGCACUCUGAUGAGAGGAAAUAUGUGUGCAAUGUCUGUUCCAAAGGGUUUAAGCGCCAAGACCACUUGAACGGCCACCUGAUGACACAUUUAGAUAAAAAGCCAUACGAAUGUCAACUGGCAAACUGUGACAAAGGCUACUGUGAUGCCCGCUCGCUACGUCGCCAUUUAGAACAACAUCACCACCUUGAUCCCCAGACUAUACAAACUCACGUCCAGGCAAGUAUGGCCGCAGCAGGAAUUUCUCCGCCUGCUCCUCGGAAUGGUGGCAAGAAAAAUUCAGAUGGGAGAAAUAAACAUCUUAGCUCCCCUGUUUAUAGUCCGGGUUCUGCUACCCCCACACCAAGUCCUGGAGCUUCAGGGGCUGGGAAUGUUUUCCAUUUUGACACCCAGCAACUGAAGACAAGCCAGCAACAGCAAAAACAACAGGAGCUAAUGGUGCAGCAGAUACACCAACAGCAGAAACUGCUUCUGCAGCAACAACAGCAACAAAAACAGCAACAGGAAGAGCAGAAGGCAAAGGAACAAAUGAUGUCACUCCAAUCAAAUGACACAGUCACCCAGCAAAUACAACUGCAGCUCCAGCAGCACAGGCAAAAACCACAAACAGACAUGCUUGCAGCCAUCCAGCAAGUCCAGCAGAUACACCAGGUCCAGCUGGAGGCUCAGAAGAAAAAGGCAGCUGCUGAGAAGGACUUAACUUCUGUGGCAAUGAGCUCAGUGCAGGAUGUUUCCUGGCAGGAUAAGGCAGGAGUGUACACAUUUGUGGGUACUCCUACAUCUAACGAGCAGUCCCCAACUUCACGAAAUGACCAAUCUCCCAGCGGAGUGAUAUUGUCUGGUGAGCUACCAGCCCGCAGCCCAGUUUCCCCUGUGACCAUCCAGCCUGUCAGUCCAUUGACUGGUCAGUCCAACAGGACAAAUAUCUGGUACAAUGCUGAUAACUCGGCCUCAGUCAAAAUGGAAGAGCAGCCCAAGACCCAAGCUUAUUGUACAACUUGUGACAGAUAUUUUAAAAACGCAGCGGCUCUGAAUGGACACAUGAGAUGCCAUGGAGGUUUUCUCAAGAAAGGAAAGGAAAAAGAGGGUAAAAAGUCACCCAUGAGAAAAUCAUCUUUAUCUGAAAUGGGCCCUCCCCUCAGAAGGCCUCCCCACACAUCCACCCCAUCCCCACAGCCUGCCAUCCCAAGAACCUCUCCAACCACACCCACAUCCUUGACCUUCUCUCCAACCCAGCUUGUGGCUGGUCAGCAAGUAGAAUACAGCACUGUUGACAUAAUGAGUGUUGGAUCACCAUCUGACCAACAGCUACAAAAUUUUACUAUCAAGUCUGACCCAAGCCUUACUGACACAGCUCUGCCCCAGCAGAAACACAAACAUCUGCAAGAGCAGUUAUCCUCUCACAUCUUGAAGAGAAGAAUGUCAGAAGAGCAACAGCAAAGGCGCCAACAGCAACAGCAGAAAACUCUACAACAGCAACAACAGCAGCAGCAGCAGUUCCAACACACGCAGCAACACCUGCAGCUGAGUCAGGACAAGAUGUGUUUCCUUGAGCAGCAGAACCAGCUCCAGGAGCAGGUCCAGCAGAAUAUUCAGUUCAUGGCAAGUCAGCUUCUAGAUUCUUCUUCAGCUCCUAUGACCAUAGAAACACUACCUGUUAGAACAGCAUCCCCCCACCAAGGUGAACAUAUACAGAGAUUGGUUCAAAGUUUCCAACAGGUGGAGGAACUUCAGAGACAGCAGCAGCAACAGGACGAGCUGCCGCAGUUAAGUGCUGAACAGCUGGAACAGAUCCGACACCAGCACAAACUCUUGGGGCUUCCACCACUCAAUCCGCAGCAGCUACAGUACCAGCUGCAGGAGCAGCAGAACCAGCUCCUGCAGGCGCAGAUCAGGGAACAACAGCUGCAAGAGCAACAACAACAACAACAACAACAGCAGCAGAUCCAGGAGCUGGACCAAGGUGCGGUCAUCAUGGCGGCCAACCACCCGGGUCUCCUGCAACAGCUGAACACCACACAGAUCACAUCAGCACCUCUCAGCAUGGCCAUCAGCUCCCAGCCCUUAAGCCUGCCUGCCCAGAGCAUCCUGCAGCUUAGUAACCAAACCAAUGAACCCACAGACAACAGAGCUAGUAUAUCCUCACAAAUCGCUUUGAACACGUCAGUGCAGCAAAUUUUAGCCGCUCUUGACCCAUCCGUGGUUCGAGCAGCUGGGAUUAACUUGAACGACCACCAACACUUACUUGAGCAGCUACAGAAACAGCAACAAACACAGCAGGAAUUGUUAGGGCUGCAAGUCCAGUCCCAGGUGACCGGCAUCGCCCACCCGUCAGGCAUACUCUCUGGUUUACACAUAGGUCAAAUUCCACAAAUUCUUCUGCAGCCGCCUGAUUCUGACGAUAUGAACGGAGUGCCCACGAUCUCCAUCCCCGAGUCAGUAGUUCUGGGGAGUGACUCCAGCUCAGUCAUGCAAGCUAGCAGUGAGUCUGAGCAGGAACAAAUCAAGCGGAUACAAAAUGGUCUAAUGGCCAGUCAACCCAAGAGACAGCAAGAAGCGCUGAUGGCCUCACACGCUCACCCCAGCCUGGUUCAGACAUUGGAGUCCGGCAUGAUUCGGACUAAUCAUCUGGACCAGACUGGCAUACCUAACUUCCUUAACAUUCAAGCACCAUCAACUCAUUCAAAUUUGGGCUCACAGAAUCACUUUGAUCAACUCAGGGAUGGCAUAAUCCAAGGCAGCAGCAGCAGCAAUAGUAUUCAGCAAGACCCAGGCUCUUUUCUCCUGACAUCCUCCUCCCCUGCAGGCCACCACCCCUCCUCCACCUCCUCCACAGACGCUGUUGUGGCGCAGAUACUUAAGAACAUCAGCAACAGCAUGGCUGAGAGCAGUAACGCGGAUAACAUGGACUACUCUUCCUCGCGCGGGUCAGCUUUGGAGAAUAUUUUAGAACGACCAACAUAUCAACCUUUCCAGGGGUAUCCAUCCUCUUUCUCAAAAACUUUCAAAGAUUCAAUAAAACAGGAUGUCAUGCUUUCAUCCGCGGUCACGUCAGAUUUAAACCGUCAUUCUUUAUGCAAUGAACCCUUGGCAAAAGAUGAUGUGCCUUAUACAUCAAAACCUACUAAAGUACACUACAAUGGACAAGGUAAUAAAAGACGCCUGUCUGCAGAUCUUGAAUCCCAUCGCAGGCAUUCUUCCAUUUUUUCAAUACUUAACAAACCCAACCAGGCUAGCAUAAACCCUCACUCCACCCUUGUCAACCCAAUGGAGGUUGAGGGGAUCUGCUCAGCCAGGGUGAGAGUACGGAGUAAAUCCGGAGACAUAAACUACAAAUAUGUGCGCUCCAAAAGUGUGGACCAUUCACCAAUGAGGCCUCGUAGUUUCACUGAGGAAUCCUUGUACAGAUCCAACCCCAGGCUGGAGGAAACGUUCAUCAAAAGUGUUAAAUCUAACCCCGACGAGGACCUGUUCCCUGACGGGUCGGGCGUCUUCAGAAAUCCUAGCUCCAGUCCUCUCAAAAUAAAACGCAAGCACAGACCAGCGCCCCUGUACAUCCCACCCCAGUUCGGGCUCUUCCACAGCCGGUUGCGUUCUCCUCGGGUGUUACACAAAGAGGGUCAUAUCUCUUUGGAGAGGGGUAAAGGUCACACUCCACCACCCUACACCCCACCGCCAAUGUUGAGCCCAUUUCGUAGUGGAUCUGGCCUGUUCUGUACGCUGCACUCAGCUCAGCCACAAACUCCGAGGUCUGCUCCUGUCUCAGGGAAAGCUCUGUUCAUGAGGAGAGGGAGUUUAGGAAGCGGUAAAACUGAGGGGAUUGUUGAAUUUUUAGCUGAUCAGACAACCAAGGAAGAGCCAGCUCCUGAGACAGACACUGAAGCUCAUAUCAACAUUGGCCCAGAUUAUCAAGCUGUGUUGCCUUUACUGAGAGACAAAUCUAAAGCUAACCUGUUUACACCUGUUGAUGAGAAGAAAAAUCUUUUAUGGGAUCCAUCAUCUGAGGGGGACAACACUGAUGCACAAUUACAAUGUUACCAGGAGUUUUCCUGCAGUGCUGCCAUAAAGGGGAAUGGGUGUAAUGUGGAAUAUGCUCUACAUCUGUUACAUUUAGCUAAUGGAGAGAUUAGUGAUGCCAUGUUGAUGCUAAUGGCAGACCCACCUGACUUACCCCCUGGUCAUCCAAUGCUGGACUACAAGUAUCAGGAAUCUGAUUCCUGGAAUUCAAAUGAGAUGGAGAAAUUUUACAAGUCUAUAAUGACACAUGAUAAAGAUUUCUUUAAAGUUGCUAAAGAGGUGGCGACCAAGUCCGUGAAGCAGUGUAUUCAGUUUUACUAUGUGUGGAAGAAAGUGUGUCCUGACGACUACAAACGCUUGCGCCACUCACGCAACAAGCAGGGGGAGUACAACACACGCAGGCAGGCAGAGAGGGCCGCAGCGCAGGCAGCUGUGGAAAAGACAGUCCAGGCUGCGUUCAUUGAGUCACAGUCGGAGGGCCCUGCCAUUAUGGUGGCCCCAAGAGAGAUACCUGAGGAGAACUUGGAGGCUGUUGAUUCUGAUGCUGCCAGCUUUAUGUCUGAUAAUGAUGAUCUGAGUGUUGCCCCUGAUUCCAUCCAGAGCACAGCUCCUAACACAGCCAACUCUACACCUACUAGGAUGGAGUCUCCUCUACCCCCUCCACAGUUUCAUUGUACAUUUGAGGGCUGUAAUGUGGCUUGCUCAUCGAAACAGAGCUUAAAACGGCACAUGCGCAAACACCAGGAUAAACCACAGUCCAGCCCCAGUGCCCAGCGCAAGCCACGGCCCAGCACACCAAGUAGAUCACCUGUGUAUGAUCAGUUUGGUGAGGAAAUAUUUCCAUGUAGAAUAUGUGGCAGGGUAUUUGCUAAAGUGAAAAGUCGCAGUGCACACAUGAAGAGCCACAAAAUUGCGGAGCAGUCCCAGAAUGAGAGGAAGGUACCAGAAAUGGCAGUAAUCAAUGCAUCAUUUAUCAGCUCCUAGGCCUCAGUUGUUGCCAAGAGGGCUGGACUUUUGAUCUCAACUCUACCAGCGGAGUGGUACAAUCUCAUUCUAUGCAGCAUCUGUUGCUAUUCCUUCAGUAGGACCUGUCCUGCUGGUCCUUCAAUAGGACUUGUCAUACUGGGGUCCUUUAAUAGGACCUGUUCUACUGGUCCUACAGCCUAGCCAGUGCACCACAUCACACGGAAUUAAACCACCUUACCAUCAUACUUAUCAUCCUAGUAAACACUGCACUGGCUAAACCAAUGACAAGAUAUAUGACCAUAAACUACUAUUACUCCUUAGUGCUCUCCUGGAUUAAAGUUUCAAUUCAUCCCAAGCACCAAGAAAAAGAUCAUUACUAAUGUAUCCUUUUUUUACUGCAUAUAUUUCUGUUGAAAGAGGGAAAUCAAAAUAGUCUACACAUGUGAAACAGCUAGUGAUGCAACCAGCCCUUCUUCCAACCACUUUGGGUAUAAUUUUGUGCGAGUUGGAGGUGUUCCAGUAAUUCUUGUAUGACAGUUCAUGUUUUAGCUGUUACUUUGUUGAUACUACAGCAUAAUAACACUGGUUGGAUUGCUCAUUGCUUGUAGAUAAUAGUUGUACUGGUGUGUUUGGCACAUGUUCCAGUGGAAUGUUCUGGGACAUCUUGAGUCAGCUUACAGGUUAGUCUGGCACAUGUGCCAAUGUUCUGGUAGAACAUUCCUGGACAACCUGAUUUACAGUUGCCAUAGCUGUGUUUGGCACAUGUUCUGGUGGAACAAUGUACCUGUUACAUGUUCUGGUGACAUGAUAGUUAUAUGUUCUUAUAAUAUUGAAAAACUAACACCCAGGAGAGGUGCUAGAACUUUGGAUUAUUUAUUAUUUUUUUCUGAUCAUUUUAUUUUUUGUACAAAAAGUUUGUUUUACACUUAAGUUCUUAAGGUGAAUUUAUUAAAAAAAAAAAGAAAAAUUAAAUAUGUACAGCUAAAUUACAGCGAGGUUAAAAAAAAUUAAAACUGCUAUACGUUUUAUAAUUUUUGAUGAUGUCAAAUGUUGAGGCUGUGCAUUUUAUCAUCAAGGUGCUAUUUACACACACAUACUGUUUUAUUUUACUCCAUUAAAUGGAGAGUUCAGGUUUUUUUGCAGUUAUCUUUUCAUACCUUUUCUAGAGAAAAAAAAGGGAUAGGUAACACAAAAAAAAACUAACACGGUUUUGAAGAUAAUGAAAAAUUCUAAAAAAAUUAAUGCAAGAGUUAAAUUAAAUUUAACAUAAGAUUGAAUAUUUUUGUGUUUUCUCCAUUUCAAAAUGAGAUGUUUUAAUUUUAUAGAAGUGUUUCACAUUGAAGCCCAGACUAUAAAGUUGUAGUAGAUUGUUGAGGUGUUUUGAUGAGAGUUUCCUGAGUUUUGUCAGUCUUCUUUCCUCUUUUGAAUAGGGCUGGUAAGUGGGUCACCAACCAGGCUCAAUAAAACCUGCAUGAGCCAUAGAACUGGUUGGUGACCUAUUUACCAGUCCUAUUGUGUGCUCAACCUGGUCUGUUACAUGCAGUAUGGAGUGCCUCAAGCUGUUUUGUCUUUCCUCCGCUCUAUUCAACUGUUUGUCAACCGGCUGGAAUAGUACCAAGUUGUACAAUAACGUUGAUGUAAAGCCCUUGGUUGUAAUGUCCUAGUCAAAAUAAAUUUUUUUUAAUGUAAAUAUUUAAAAAAAUAAUACUUUGAUUGUUAGUGUUCAUAUUAUACAAACAUAAACAGCUGGAGGUCAAGAGUUAGAGGUGAAAUGUCACUACUAAUGCAGCUCUACUAGCUGUUUGGGCUUAAAGUUUAUGUUGCUCAUUGUUGUGAUAUAUACAGAUAUAAAGCUAACACAAUUUUAAAAGAUAUUACAAGAUAGUUAAAGCUUUAUUUAUUAACAAAUAGUAAGACUGUUGAUGAUGCAUGUGACAAAAACUUAAACUUCCUCGGUAGAAGAGUACUUAUAAAAACACAGCCUGUUAACACAGUGAUCAAUAUUUUUUGUAUUUAUAAUGUAUGUACGAUUUGGUUAUACUUUAUUUCUGUGACGAAAACAUUCUGCUCUUUAUAUUUCAAUUUUUCUUAGACUUUGUAUAAAACUGGUUCGUAACCUGGGUUAGAUCGAACCCCAGGGGUUUGACAAGUUAGCUUCGGCUGUUUAGUUGGUUCAAGACACAAUGUUCUGCGAUCGGAUUUAAUUAGUACGGACAAUUAAGCUAUUAAGAAGGGUCCCGUGAAUGCGCAUAUGAUACUGGUGGGGUUUGGUGCCUCUAAAAGGGUUAAGAACCACUGGUUUAAAUCAGGCCAGGUUAAGGUUGGGUAGAAGCAACAAAUGCAACUGUGGUAGUUAAAAUUUUUGGCUUGAA
Molecule: messenger RNA, 8431 nt
Organism: Physella acuta
Lineage: Eukaryota; Metazoa; Mollusca; Gastropoda; Physidae
Biological process (GO): negative regulation of DNA-templated transcription; regulation of transcription by RNA polymerase II
Cellular component (GO): transcription regulator complex; histone deacetylase complex
Molecular function (GO): transcription corepressor activity
Source: RefSeq, a predicted model, not a curated record